ACGAACAAGUAAUUUCAAGCCUCUCAUAAUUUAUUUUAAAAUUUUUUGAGUCACAAUUUAACACCCUUCCCGUGAAAAAGAGCCCGGAAUCGAGUUCGAACAUGUCAUUUUAGUACACGUCAUUCGUGGCGCGCCCCCAGCGUGUUUUGGGGGAGUGGGGAACACCUGAGGAAAAGUGGCCUGACACUUUCAUCCGUUUGCGUUGUUUUUUAUUUUGAUUUACAGCCUUUCAAAGACUUGAUCAUGUUUGACACUUUGCAAAAUGUGUCUCUAAAAUCGCGGUGAUGGCAGGGUGGAUCAGGGUGUGGGCCUCAAACCUUCUGUUCUACCUGAUUUUGACCUGUGUCACAACCACUUGCAAUUAUGUAGACGAGUCGCAGCCUAAGUUCGAGGGCCUUCCCUUCUGCAGUGACGCAAAACACGACGAUAAAAAAUAUGUUUUGAUAAGUACUCUCGAUGGAGCCAUAUCGGCAUUAAAUGUUGACGAUGGAGGGAGCUUAUCCUGGAGUUUGCCUACAGGCGACUCUCCAAUGCUGUCCUCCAGUAUUCAUAGACUUGAGCUGACAAGCAACGGGCAGUACGUCCGGAUGAUACCUUCCCUUAGUGGCAACCUUUACAAAUUCGACGGGAAGUACAUCGAACCGGUGCCCAUCAACGCCAACCACCUCCUGCGCAACUCUUUUCGCUACUCAGAGGAUCUUGUCAUUUCUGGCGGCCGAGAAACCAUGACUUACGGCUUGGACAUGAACUCCGGACGAGUCAUUUACGAAUGCACCAUCAAGGGUUGCGACCGGAACUUCACAGGUCAGGAGAGCGACGGCCACGUCUUGGUUGUCCAACGCCAAACGCAGACCAUCAGAGCGUUGGAGCCGAGGACUGGUUACGAACGGUGGAACUUCAGUGUAGCCCAACAUGAUGUCAAACUGCUCAACGACCCAAACUCCGAGUGCCAUGACAAGGAGCGCAUCAAGGACGAGGAUUUGAUAAUCAAGGUUAUUGUGCCGGAUGGGCUUGUCUGCGCCCUGAACAAGAAGAACCCUUCCCAGGUCGUUUGGAAGCACAAAUUUUCGUCUCCAGUUGUCCAUGCGUGGCAGUAUAGCCAGGGCGAGGUGUCGAUUGUGGACAUGUUCAGCGGCACCUUCACCCCACCUCUAAGGUCUCUGCCAACAGCACCAUCGUUGUAUGUUGGAAUGCAUGAAAAGCAAGUCUACAUUCAGGAGAGUGUUCGCGUCCAGCAAGGUGUGGCCGAGGAAUCGAUUCCUUUGAUCACCAAUGGCAUGCCCACUCGGAUACCCUGGAAGCCUUACCCUGCAUCUGUGUCUGCUAUUGGUCUUAUUGAGUCCAGCGAAGUUCCGCUUUUAACGGAUGAAAGUCAAUAUGAAGAAACCACCGCUUUGUCUCAAUCCGUACUUUAUGGCUCAGAAUAUGCAAAUGGAAAUGGCUUUUUCUUAUUUAAGCCAGAAGAAAAGGUGUGUGACAAAAAUUCGACUGCUUCAGAGGAGGAAGAUGAAUUGCCUAAACUCAGUAUGGAGAUGGAGGAGGACACUCCUGUUCAAAUUGUGAUUGUUUCACUUUGGUACUGGUGGAAAGAAGUUUUGAUAAUUUGUAUUACAACCACGUUGCUGUCAAACUUCCUCUGCACACAACGAUACCUUUUGCUGAGGCGUCGGCUAGAUGACUAUCUCAUUGUUGAGACGCGAUCACGCCAAAAUUCAGACUCUGGGGUUGAAUUUUUCCGACACUCUAGCAACUCUAGCAUGGAAGGAGAGAAAACCCCUGAAUUUUCAUCACGCUAUUUGGACGAUUUUGAACAAAUCAGGUGCCUUGGAAAAGGUGGUUUCGGAGUUGUAUUUGAAGCUAAAAAGAAAAUAGACGACUGUCAUUAUGCUGUGAAGAGGAUCAAACUUCCAAAUAGAAAAGAGUCGCAGGAUAGAGUAAUGAGAGAGGUGAAGGCUCUAGCAACACUGGCCCAUGAUAACAUAGUUCGAUAUUAUCAUUCCUGGAUAGAGUGUCCACCGCCAGGUUGGCAAAUGGAGCAAGACAAGUAUUGGUUGAAAGGUUUGGAGUCCAAAGAUUCCUUGCUGCCUGGUGAGCUUGACUUUGAGUAUAGCCAAACGUCCGUAACAAGUGGAUACAAGAAUGGCUUCAACAGAAAUGACUCUGUAUUUUUAAAAAUACCUACUGACGAAAGCAGCAGUAUCAAAGGCCCUGCUGCACCUGAGCUGAGUGACUCGUUCAUCCAGUUCAAGGAAAGUACAUCACCAUCGAAGGAUGAAAGUCAUUUUUCUGAAGAUACUGAUGACACUGCUUCCUUCGUCAAGUUCAAAGUCGAUGACCUGGAAAUAACCAAAAACAGUGGCGCUCUGCAGCCUUACAUUCCUGUAGGAAUUCCUUCCAGUGCUUCUUCCGACAGCUGCGAGGAAGAAAACAUCACAAUUUCUGAUGAUGAAGAGUCUCAGAAAAAACUGGUUGCAGCUCCCACAUUCCUCUACAUACAGAUGCAGCUCUGCCAAAAAGAGAGUCUGCGGGAAUGGCUCCACAAGAGGAACAUCCGAGCCUAUCCUGACGAGGAGUUACAUGAUUUCUCACAUGUCAAGUCCAUCGACUUCUUCCACCAAAUUACAUCAGCUGUGGAGUAUAUCCACAACCAAAAUCUUAUUCACAGAGAUCUCAAGCCUUCGAACAUAUUCCUUUCCAUUGACGGACGAGUCAAAAUUGGUGACUUUGGACUGGUGACGGCGAUGACGGAACCUGAAAAUGGCAGGACGCCCAGUGAUGAAAUGAAUCCUUGGCCCAGAUCUGAUGAUGAUGACCGGCACACAGCCAACGUUGGCACUCGACUUUACAUGAGCCCUGAGCAGGUCUUGGGACUGCCCUAUGGCCACAAAGUCGAUAUAUUUUCUCUGGGUUUGAUACUCUACGAGAUGUUGGUCCCAUUUAGGACCCUAAUGGAACGAGCUCAUAGCUUGCAAUCAGCACGGGAUGGCCGAUUUCCCGAUAAAUUCCUGAACGAUUUCCAGCAUGAGUACAACUUGUUGCGUCUCAUGUUAUCGCAUUGUCCGGAAGAAAGACCCGCCGCGCAAGAAGUUCGUCAAAAGCUUCCGCCUCCUACCGUUUCACUUCCCUGAGAAGUUUGUGAUUUUUUUUACAAACAUUAUUAAAUGUACGUGAGUGAACUUGAUUUUUCAAGUUAGGGACUUUUUAACCGAUUAUUACGCUGAAUCGUGCAGCUUUUCAUUGUCAUUGUGUUUUCGCUUGUAUUUAUUUGAUUCUUUUAACCUUAUAAAAAUUCAUUGGACUGUUAAUGUUAAAACCCCCGUUGCAAUAAAUGAAAUCAUGUAAAUUAUA
Neocloeon triangulifer is the source of this 3348-nucleotide messenger RNA. RefSeq names its product eukaryotic translation initiation factor 2-alpha kinase (gene PEK). The transcript is spliced from 12 exons. The record is from RefSeq and is a predicted model, not a curated record. Bases 285 to 3128 code for a protein of 947 amino acids. Gene Ontology annotation, molecular function: protein kinase activity; ATP binding; protein binding. NCBI's taxonomy places the organism in Eukaryota, Metazoa, Arthropoda, Insecta, Ephemeroptera, Baetidae. Gene Ontology annotation, biological process: protein phosphorylation.